GUUGCCAUGGCUGUUGCAUUCUAAUUUGUAUAACUAGAGUCAACUAUGAUUUGUAGCCCAAAAUUUUAUUUAAAUUUCUUCAAAUAUCGCAGAAAAAUAAAUGAAAGUGUCAGUGCACUUCUGAAGCAUCAACGUUGGAAAUGUAAACAAGCGGUUCCUGCUGUUUUGACAAACGGGAAGUUAAAAGUGCUGUUUUUCGGGACGGAUGCAUUUUCUCUGCCCAGCCUCCAAGCGCUUCACAAAAGCUGUUUGGACAGCAAAUCAUUAGGCAUAGUAACAUCUUUUAAAAAUCCUGCUAAUUGUGUACGUACGUACGCCGAACAUCACCGCCUUCCGCUUCAUCGCUGGCCUAUCGUGCCAGAUAUCUGUGGAGGAUAUGAUUUAGGUGUUGUGGUCUCCUUUGGUCAUUUAAUACCAGAGAAAAUAAUUAGAGCAUUUCCAAAUGGCAUGAUUAACGUACAUGCCAGUCUAUUGCCGCGAUGGCGUGGUGCUGCGCCUAUUAUAUAUGCCUUAAUGAAUGGAGAUGCGAAAACGGGAGUAUCCAUAAUGAAAAUAGAGCCCAAACACUUUGAUGUGGGAGACAUUCUAGCCCAGCAAGAAGUGGUCAUACAAGAUGGUAUUCUCAUGCCAGAAUUACAUAACCAAUUGGCCAUAGCGGGCGCUAAUUUGCUCGUCACUACUAUACAAGAAUUUCCUCGCUAUCUAGAAAAUACAACAAGACAAAAUAAUGACUUCGCUACAUUUGCACCCAAAAUAACGACUACUAUUACGGAAGUGAAUUGGGCUCAGAUUAGUGCUGAACAACUGCAUAGAAAAUUUCGUGCACUUUUUGGUUACAAAAACUUGAACACGAUAUUUCAAAAUAAAAUCGUGCAACUGAUUCAUGUCCAAUUACCAGUCCCACAGAAGUUAACUGACGUUCUAAGGAAUGUAGAGUGCGGCGGUUUUUACUACGACCGCAAAAAACGCUGUCUUUUAGUACGUUGUGCUGCCGACUCUUAUGUAGAGAUACAUCAGCUACGUAUCGAAGGGAAGAAAGUAAUGACCGCACAGGAUUUCAAUAAUGGAUUCCUUAAACAAAUAAAUACUACUCAACAUUACUUUACGACGAAAUAAAAUAGUUAAAUUUACGAAA
This is a messenger RNA of Rhagoletis pomonella (apple maggot), 1135 nucleotides long. Its product is annotated as methionyl-tRNA formyltransferase, mitochondrial. Gene Ontology annotation, molecular function: methionyl-tRNA formyltransferase activity. The record is from RefSeq and is a predicted model, not a curated record. The transcript has 5 exons. Bases 46 to 1116 code for a protein of 356 amino acids. Lineage: Eukaryota; Metazoa; Arthropoda; Insecta; Diptera; Tephritidae. Gene Ontology annotation, cellular component: mitochondrion. Gene Ontology annotation, biological process: conversion of methionyl-tRNA to N-formyl-methionyl-tRNA; biosynthetic process.